Parnassius apollo (apollo) is the source of this 603-nucleotide messenger RNA. The record is from the annotation of a GenBank genome assembly. Lineage: Eukaryota; Metazoa; Arthropoda; Insecta; Lepidoptera; Papilionidae.
AUGCGUGCUGAAGUGUCUGUUCAUUCCACGCAAGAACGUGAGCGGAUUCAGGAAAUUCGGGAAAGUCAGUCAGUCGAACAGCGUGUGGCCCAAAUUGAUCUAGACCGUAUACGUCGCAAUCUUCGCAAUUCAUCCUCAUCUGAUAUUGAGUCUAUGGUUUAUGAUCUUAAAGAGCAACCGUGGUUCAAUAAAAAAAGGAGCGCGUUUUCCUAUAAUCCAUUUAUUAAUUACAUCGAACACGGAGACAUUGACACCAUGUCUAAGGUGGUAGAGUACGAGGCUGAUGAAGAUGGAUUCAAGCCAAGGAUCUCGAUUAUACCAGCCGACACUGCAUCUAGCUGCGCAGGUGAUAUGAAUAACGCUGUACGCUACAGUGUAGUACCUAUUACAGAAUCAAAAGAUAAAGAGAAAGAACGCCUUAAGUUUAUCAGAGCAGUAUCACACACGAAAAACAAAAUGUUAGAUGCGGAAACUGAUUUACAAAGGCCGAUAAAAACUAUGGACGUUAAUAAUGUAGAAGCUUUGCAGCGGAAUAUGGCACAACCUCUUGCGCAGCUUAAUGCAGCAAUAGGGUCACUCGUGAAAGCCACAACGCGUCAGUGA